GCUACAUUAUAUAUACACAAAACUAAAAAUGCAGUUAGAGAAACUGGCCCACAUAAAUAUAUAUCAUUCGAUGUGGUUUACCGCUUGGGAACUACACUGGGCCUAGCUUGCCUAUGGGUUUUGCAAAAAAAAAAAACAAAAACAAAAAAAAAAACGUUUCUCUGCCCCCGACUCGUUCUGUGCAAACCUCUUGCGGCCUCCGGUCUCCCAGACUCCUCGGCUCCUCGCCGCUGGUGAACCUGCAGGCGGCGGCUUCCAAACUCCAAAGAGCGCCGCCACCCGCUGCCUAUUCGACGAAAUGGCUGAGGGGCCAGCGCCCAAGAAACCGACCAGUACGGCCGGCGCCGCCGCGAGUGACGCCUUCGCCGCCCUCCCUGACGAGAUAUUGCAGCACGUCCUGUCCUUCCUCCCGGCGCAGCCGGCCGUGCGGACGUGUGUCCUGGCUCGGCGCUGGCGCCGACUCUGGGAAGGCGCCGCGGGCCUGCGCAUCACCGCCGCCAACGCACCUGAGCCAGUGUGCAAACCGGAUGACCUGGUGUCCUCGGCGGAGCUUCGGGAGUUCGUGGACCACCUGCUCCUCCUCCGUGGUGGCGCGCCGCUUGAUAGUUGCGAGUUCAUGUUCGAUGUGCGCGACGACGCGGACGUGCCCCAUGUCAACCUCUGGAUCCGGCAUGUCAUCCGGUGUCAAGUCCGGCGGCUCGAGCUUAGUAUCACCCGGGAGGAGGAUCCCACGGGCCUUCAUUUUUACGUCGACAACCUGCCUCUUGUCUCCAGGCACCUUCGAAGGCUAGAGCUGAACGACACAGGAUUGAAUGACAGCUUCCUUGAUUUAUCAGGCUGUCCGGGAUUUGAAGACCUAUAUAUCAGCAAUGGUGGCUUUGUCCAUGCCAAGAGGAUCUCAUCUAAAUCUGUGAAGCACCUGACUGUCAUCGAUUCCAGCUUCAACAAGCCGGUCCGCACUGUAAUUGAUGUCCCAAGUGUCGUUUCACUGCAGCUAGAGGACCCAUGGGACAGAACUCCUGUGCUUGGGAGCAUGCCAUUGUUAGCAGUGGCAUUUGUCAGACUUGGCACUGAUUCUAUCAUGUCUUUGGAUUGGUGCUAUAAGUCUGAAUCUGGGGAUUGCAAUGAUGAGCACUGCCAAGGGUGUUAUGGCCUGGAAGGUGAUAGUUUGAAUGGUAGCAAUGCCAAUGGCGCCAAAAAGAACAAAUCUGUGCUUCUUAAUGGUUUAUCAGAAGCUAAGAGUUUGGUCCUGAUAGAUGAAUCCCACAAGUUCAUUUUCAAACGAGAUUUGAAAUGCUGCCCCAUGUUCAGAAUGUUGAAGACUUUGUUACUAAAUGAAUAUUGGUGUGUGCCUCCUGACUUCCGUGAACUAGCUUGUCUUCUUGAAUAUUCACCAGUUCUAGAGAAGCUCACUCUUCAAAUUUUUUUCAAGGGACCUGAACAUAAGUUUGAAAUUAUUGCAAGCUACAGUCAGAUGGAGGGAUCUGCUGCAAUAUCAAAAAACCUUAAGAUUGUUGAAGUCAAAUUUGAAGUGGCUGACGAGGGAGUUCUGAAAGUUUAUAACUUCCUGCAAACACUUAACAUAGGUUUUGCUUUCUACAUUGCUGCAGUUUGUUAUCAUAUUUGAAACUAGAACAAGAUUUCAAUUUUGAUGAAGAAGAGGAGAGUUUGGUAGAAGAUGUAUCUACUACCUCUUAACUGCAUCAAGAAAUGGAAGGUUGAAUUUGAUCUGGCAAGGGUUCUGUGUUUUGUAUGUGAACUUUUCAUGUUGCUUCUGCUUGUAAUAAACUAGGACUACAACUUAAUUGCAAUCAGUAUGAGCUAUUUAGGUCAUUGUGAUGGGCCUUGUAUACUGUGCUAUAUUCGGUUUUGUAUCCUGUUUAUGUGCCAAGGACAGUGUUCUACCUUUCUGUAGUACAUUAAACUUGUUGAUUGUUCUCCUAAUGAUCUAAUGUACUCUCC
Messenger RNA from Sorghum bicolor (sorghum), 1962 nucleotides. Its product is annotated as F-box/LRR-repeat protein At3g59200. Lineage: Eukaryota; Viridiplantae; Streptophyta; Magnoliopsida; Poales; Poaceae. The record is from RefSeq and is a predicted model, not a curated record. The transcript is spliced from 5 exons. Gene Ontology annotation, molecular function: protein binding. The coding region runs from base 299 to 1627 and encodes 442 amino acids.